Messenger RNA from Esox lucius (northern pike), 2413 nucleotides. It is a transcript of the gene mfsd12b, whose product is annotated as major facilitator superfamily domain containing 12b. Gene Ontology annotation, molecular function: symporter activity. Lineage: Eukaryota; Metazoa; Chordata; Actinopteri; Esociformes; Esocidae. Gene Ontology annotation, cellular component: membrane. The coding region runs from base 164 to 1621 and encodes 485 amino acids. The transcript is spliced from 10 exons. Gene Ontology annotation, biological process: carbohydrate transport. The record is from RefSeq and is a predicted model, not a curated record.
GUAAUCCCAAUUUUGCUGAUUCAAGCUUUGUAAGAAUAUUGUUGUUUGUGUUUGGAGUAGUCCAGCACAAUGGAGAAGGCUGAGAUGAUAUGUUUUGGGGGGAUAUGUAAGGAAUAAUAUUUUAUUUACUUUAAUCAGAUUUUGAAGUGCAUUAUCAUUAGUCAUGUCUGACCAGUUACUUACUAACGAGCGAUCUUUACCCCUAUUCCGGCGGUUGUCUUACGCAGCAGGUCACUUUUUGAACGACCUUUGCGCCUCAUUAUGGUUUACCUACCUAUUGAUCUACUACCAUUCUGUCCUUGGGUUCAAGAGCACCUAUGCAGGUUUAUUGCUGCUUAUAGGUCAAAUAGCGGAUGGCAUCAGCACACCCGUUGUUGGUAUUGAAUCAGAUCGAAAAGCCGGAUGCGCUACAUAUGGCAAAAGAAAAUCAUGGCAUUUAGUUGGCACUAUGUGUUUACUUGUGUCCUUCCCCUUCAUCUUUAACCCAUGCCUGGGCUGUGGUGACAACACCCCUCAGUGGGUAGAGCUCCUUUAUUUCACUCCCUUCAUCGUUAUCUUCCAGUUUGGCUGGGCCACCAUCCAGAUUUCCCACCUGUCCCUCAUCCCAGAGCUGGUGUCCAGUGAACAUGCCAAGGUGGAGCUCACCGCCUACAGGUAUUCGUUCACGGUAGUGGCAAAUAUUACCGUGUAUGCUGUUGCCUGGUUACUCUUUAACUUCCAAGCCCAGCCGACUGCAGGCUCCCAUGUCACAAAUGGCUUGAGCAUUGCUGACAUCCCCAUAUUCAGGAACCUUUCCUUCAUCGUGCUGGGGAUCGGAACAGCUUUCACUAUUUUCUUUCAUCUGGGAACCAGAGAAGGGGUUGGUCACACGGAGGAGUCAGGCUCGCCAAACGGUGAGAGUUGUCCCCUGAUCUCCCCAACUCCCUUAACUGGUGCACCUCAAUCCCUUCUCCAGUGGAGAAAUUGGCUGAAUGAGCCUUCAUUCUACCAGGUUGCAUUUCUGUACAUGUGCACCAGGUUAAUGGUCAACUUGUCCCAGACAUACAUCUCCAUGUAUGUUGUGAACUCUUUACUGCUACCGAAGAGCUUCAUCGCCACAAUCCCUUUGGUGAUGUAUGUUAGCGGGUUUAUGUGUUCUCUGGUCAUGAAGCCAAUCAGCAAGCUGAUAGGCAUUAGUAUGACCUAUUUCCUAGGCCUUGUGCUGAUCCUAGGAUUUUCGUCCUGGGUGUUAGUCGACACAAACAUGGGGAAACUCAUCUAUGGCGCUACUGUAAUGCUUGGUGCAGGCUCUGCCACCAUCCUGGUCAUGUCACUCUCCAUGACGGCCAAUCUGAUUGGAGAUCAGACACAGAGUGGGGCCUUUGUGUACGGGGCAAUGAGCUUCACAGAUAAGGUGGCCAAUGGCUUUGGUGUAAUCAUAAUUCAAAGCCUACAUCCCUGCAACUCACAGACCAGCUGUCCAGACAGUGUGUGGUUCUACCGAGAUGUCAUGGUGAUAGUGACAGGGGGUGUGGCCUUAGCAGCAGCCAUUUCCCUCUGCAGCCUACUCAUCUGGCCUACUAGGAUCCGCCAACGUUUUGCAAGUACCUCUGUCCAGAUGGAAGCAGAAGAGAGCGGAUGAGCAGACAACCUUCAGUUUACCAACUGGACAUCCAAAGGGAUCAUAGCAGCAAGACAUAUCUGCACUUUAAUACCCUUGGCUGCUUUCCUGGGUUCAGUUGACACUGUUUCUCUACUCCUUUUGUAUGUAUGCAUCCUUUUCCACUAAAGAGGUUCAUAGAUGCACUUGGCUGUUUCUACUGACAAACCAAGUUUGGCCAGUUAUGCAUUGUAACCACUGCUUAAACAACAAUGCCUAUGGCCAGAAAUUGUCGUAUUAAGCUUCUACACUUUCCAGGAAAUAUGUUGUAGUGUAAAAACUUCUAAUGUUAAUCAUUUUUGUUGUACUGUAAACUUGAAUGCUUCAUUAAUGUUUUUUGUUUGUGUAAAUCUCACUUUAGUGCUCUACCCAGUCUUAGCUGAGUGAACUCAAAUGAUUGUUGCUCUUGAGUGGUGAUCAAUGGUAGCAGGAUUUGCUAUUAACGUCAAGUCAUGAACAGCCAAUAUUUUGAACAAUGACAGUUCUCAAACCACUCACCAAUAGUUGUGUUUUUCUUGGACAUCUGCAAUCCUUAGGGGGUCCUCCAAUACAUGACAAAAAUUGGUGCUGUCAAACAAUUAAAAUAAUUAACCACAUAAUCUUCUUUAAUGAAUCACAAUCAACAAUUUAAUAAGCACAAAUUUAAAUCUUAGAAAAACAGUGCAUUGUGUAAAAGACAUUGUACUUUAUUGCAAGAAAGAAGAACACAAGAAUUUGAAACCUUAUUCAGAACAAAGGUCAAUAACUUAAAGCUUUUCAUGAUUCCAAUGUUCA